AUGUGGGACGACGAAGACAACAACCCGUACGGCUCGUUUGAGCGCCAUGAUUCCUCGCUGUCCAACCCCGGCCACCUCGGCUCGCCUGGCGGCUUCCGUCCCAUGACCCCGCCAUCGGAAGCGUCAUCCCCGCCCUUCAACUCGCCCGAAUAUAUCAACCACCAAAGAGACCUUAGCGACGUCGAGUAUGAUGAUGAGCGUCCGCUGGGACGCAGGGUCGAGCCCAAGAAGGGAGGCUACGACAGCCGGAUAGAGCAAAUACUCUACGAGAACCCAGACCUUCCCAUCAUCAUCACGCAUGCCGGGAAGAAUACUGAGGGCGGCAAAUACAUCGCCUACACGAUCAGGACUGGCGACCUCGAAGUCAAGCGUCGGUACUCCGAAUUCGCAUCUCUGCGCCAGACCCUUGUCAACCUCCACCCGACGCUCAUCAUUCCGCCAAUUCCUGAAAAGCAUACCACUGCAGACUAUGUGGCAAAACCAAUGAAGGCGAAGGAAGAUGCCGGCAUCAUAGAGCUCCGCAAGCGCAUGUUGGCCGUCUUCCUCAACCGUUGUCGGAGAAUGCAAGAAGUCCGGGAGGAUGGUGUGUGGUGGAGAUUCCUGGAUCCCAACGCCAGCUGGAGUGAGGUUCUUCUCUCCCACCCCGCCGCAUCUCUACCGUCCAACAAGCUUCGAGCUCCACCGCUCGACGCCGCGAACCCGACGUCUGGACACAAAUAUCUCCCGAUUCCUGCUGCAUCUGCAAAGCUCAAGGCCGCCAACCAGUCCUCGAGCGGCACACCCACGUCGCCGCCUAGCAAUGCUGCUCAGCCUUCGGUUGCCGCGCAUACGAUACCCGGACCGCAAGUCUUUGGACGUUUCCCACCGAAUUCUCAGAAUCUGUCCGAGGAGGAGUUAGAUCCGUAUUUUGUCAACUUUGAGGCCUCGUCAAAGGAGUUGGAAGCGUUGUUACAGGGAAGCAUGGAGAAGGUCAACCGUCGCACGCUUGCUCAUCUCAAUUCUUGGGGCGACGACUUGGCAGAAUUGGGCGCAAGAUACAAUGCCUUUGCGUUGAACGAGCAGUCACGCACGCUUUCCCAGGCCAUUGAGAAGAUGGGCCAGGCCGUAGACUCGACCUACAUCCAGACCGCAGAGUUGUCUUCCUCGUUGAGUGCUGGCUUUGCGGAACCAAUGCGAGAGAGCGCUCAGUUUGCUGGUAUCGUUCGCGACGUUCUGCGUUACCGCAUUCUGAAGCGCGUGCAGGAAGAGAUGACAAAGGAUGAGUUGCAAAAGAAGCGGACUCUAUUGGAAUCGCUUGAACGGAGCGAAGCCGAGGCGCAGCGGAUAGAGCAGUACCUUAACCAGAGCGGGACUGGAGUGCCGCCAGGUGCACCUAGACGAUCGCUUUCCACUUCAUCCCAGCGGAGCGACUCCGACAGGGCGCGGCAAGAGGAGGAUCGGGCAUCGUUCGACUCGGACUUUCCGCCCACGCACGGCGGUGAGCCGCCCUCGGCGCCUCAGGGCGAGCCCCAGCCCUCUAGCCAGCCGUCGUCGCCAAGCAACCACCACAAGAAGACUGCCAGCGGCAAUUUUGUCACCAACAAGAUCUUCGGCCGCAUCAAUCACGCCAUCCACGGCAUUGUGGACGUUGAUCCGGAGAGGACGAGGCGAGACCAAAUUGGCAAGACGAGGGAGAGCUUGUCUCAGCUCGAACAAGCGCUCGGCGUCGCGGACAAGGACGUUAAGGAUGCCAGCGUCGGUGUGCUCCGAGACCUCAAGCGCUUCCAGGGCGAGAAGGAAGACGACCUCAGGCGGUAUAUGAUCGCCUUUGCAAAGUGCCACAUUGACUGGGCCAAAAAGAACCAGGCGUCGUGGGAGGAGGCCAAGGCCGAGAUCCAGAACAUCCAAGCUAUGCCCUCCGAGUCGUAG
Messenger RNA from Aplosporella prunicola CBS 121167, 1908 nucleotides. RefSeq lists its product as uncharacterized. The record is from RefSeq and is a predicted model, not a curated record. Gene Ontology annotation, biological process: retrograde transport, endosome to Golgi. Gene Ontology annotation, molecular function: phosphatidylinositol binding. Lineage: Eukaryota; Fungi; Ascomycota; Dothideomycetes; Botryosphaeriales; Aplosporellaceae. The transcript has 6 exons. Bases 1 to 1908 code for a protein of 635 amino acids.